Molecule: messenger RNA, 1391 nt
Organism: Austrofundulus limnaeus
Lineage: Eukaryota; Metazoa; Chordata; Actinopteri; Cyprinodontiformes; Rivulidae
Exons: 7
Coding region: 427-1278 (283 amino acids)
Source: RefSeq, a predicted model, not a curated record
GACCAGGAUUGCCCACCCCUGCUUUAAACAAAACAAUUUUGUAGGAAAACAAACUUCAUCAGUGCAAAAAUUUAAAAACAUGUACUGUAUUUUCAGAAGUUUCAAUUUUUAUACUAAUAAGUAAAAAAAUGUGGUGGAUUUAUAAAACAAACAGCCUCAUUAAAAACCACCUCAUAACGCCUGCCUGUCCAGCUGUCGCCACAGCAACCAAGUGUAAACGUACGGCAGAAGGCACGCGGGACGACAAAGAAGAGAGGAAAAGUUUAAAUGUUUCAAAAAGGAUCAAAGAUUUACCUGAAAACUGCUUCAACAGAUGUUUCAGCAAGACGUCCACUUUCAGCAGGUUUAACAGUACGCCCUCAGUGUGGUCCCAGCAGGCACCGGUGGGUCAUUAGAGGCUGACGUCACAACGUCUGAUUGGGAGCUAUGGAGGUGAGGAAGCAGAGAAGCAGUGAUGAUGACGAGGAGCUGCAGGAAGAAAACGAUACGGUGGUUUUUGGCGUUAGCCCUGAAGCACCGGCGGAGAGCCGGGACGAGCUGCAGGUCUCCGACACCGAACAUGAGGAGAAGCGAAGGUGUGAUGCCCUUAUUUCUGCAUGUCAAAACAACAUGAGUGAGGUGGUGCAGGAGCUGCUGAGGACUGCGGCCGAUGUGACGUGCUGUAACCACCUCCAGCAGACAGCGCUCCACCUCAGCCCGCCCGAGCUGCAGGUGAAAAUGCUGAGGUGGAUGUGGCGGCCACAUCUGGCCCCACAGGCGCAGCUGCUGCAGGCCGCCUGGCAGGGAGACUCGGCCCGUGUGGGGCACCUGCUGACUCAGGAAGAGCGGGUGGAUGUGAAUCUUCCAAACGAAGCCGGUGUGACAGCAGUGAUGCUCGCGGUCAGGGACGUCGACCUGUUUGAGGGCCUAACGAAGUGGUUGCCCUGGGAACACAGACCUGUGGAAGUGAUCAGGAAACUGCUGGAAUCCUCAGCUGAUUUGAGCGUGCGAGACCACAGAGGCUGUUCUGUUCUCCAUUAUGCAGAAAAUAUCUGCAGCCGUCACCGAGAGGAGAUUGUUUGGAUUCUGACUGAUGCUCUGGGUCAGACAGGGACACAAAACUAUGCAGACCCCACAUUUGAUUUGUUUCAAGAUUUGGAUUCACAAUUAGAUUUAGACACAGAGCGGGACGACGAUCAGCGAACACCAGUUACACAACGUGACCUGCUGUGCAGCCACACAGAGGUAAAACAAUCAGAACAACAGGACAAAAUGUUCUACUGCUGUAAAUCCUUUUAGUUUUUUUAUUUAUUUGUUUAUUUAUUUUUGUGGAGCUUUAAAAAGUAUUAACUGCAUUGAAACUGACAAGUGAAUGUUUCUUGUUUAGGWUGCUCUUCAGUCUUCUGAAAUUC